Epinephelus lanceolatus (giant grouper) is the source of this 935-nucleotide messenger RNA. It is a transcript of the gene anapc13, whose product is annotated as anaphase promoting complex subunit 13. Gene Ontology annotation, cellular component: anaphase-promoting complex. The record is from RefSeq and is a predicted model, not a curated record. Gene Ontology annotation, biological process: protein K11-linked ubiquitination. NCBI's taxonomy places the organism in Eukaryota, Metazoa, Chordata, Actinopteri, Perciformes, Serranidae.
CGUACAAUUAGCGCAUCUGCUUUGCUCAGACGUCUAAAAACCCCAAACUGAACACAGCCAAACUUCAGCCACAUUGUUCACCGACUUUGCUUAACUGUGUGUCACUGUUUGUAUAUUUUGGUAGGCUAACUGGCUUUUGACUGUUAGUUAAGUGUUGCAGUUAGCUUCAGGCUAAACUCGGUGAGAGGAGAAGAUCUGAGGUGUUAGAUCUGGAGCCCUGCUCUGAGGAUGGACAGUGAAAUCCAAAGAGACGGGAGAGUCCUGGACCUCACCGAUGACGCCUGGAGGGAAGACAGGCUGCCGUAUGAAGAUGUCACCAUCCCUUUGAGUGAAUUGCCUGAAGCUGAGCAGGACAACGGAGGCUCCACAGAGUCUGUGAAAGAACAAGAGAUGAAGUGGACAGACCUUGCCCUGCAGAGCCUGCAUGAAAACACACCGAGCACUGGAAGCUGAAAGGCUAAUCUGGGUUCAGACUGUAGGACAGAAACACACACAUAUGGACACUGGAUUCAGACACAUGCAGUUCAACAUCUUGUUGCAUUUUGUUGUAUUUAAGAAAUUUCCAGCUAAGCAGACAUAGUGCAAACAUUUAUUAUGCAUUGGUAUUGGGUUUAUAUUGUAGUCUUUGUAAACAUUAACAUAAAAUAACAAUUUUGUGAUAACAUAAAUGAAAAAAGAGUUGCAUUCAGUUGUUCUGCCUCUUUUGCAUGUAAUGCUUUGUUUUUUUUUUCAAAUUUGUGUCAAAUCCAGAGAGUGAGGACAGUGAACACUCACACAGAUAUGGUGUGUGCUCUUUGUAAAGUAGUCUUUGCUAGUAAAAAAUGUGUCUGUCAAUGCUCCAUCACUCUUACCAAAAUGCAUAGAAACACUGGCCUCAUAUUAUGAAGUUGUCAUCAUGUUGGCAGUUUGAUGAAUACAGUCCUGGAUGACAAACA